ACACAUACCGGCGAUUACCAACCCCCGCUGGGUCAGAAUGAGACGCUGAGAGGGAGAAGGCCUGGAUAUAUACCCAUGGAAACUUUCAGUGGCGCAAUAAAGGAGAAAACACGCCUGAGAACUGAGUGAAACUGGAGUUGAGGCCCGUUAGUCGAUGCCAUUCCUUCCAAGAUGGCGACUCCAAGCGUAAACGUCAGUCUAGACGACAUAGACCUGGCCAGUUUGCGGGACCCAGCAGGUAUCUUUGACCUCAUUGAAGUGGUAGGAAAUGGCACAUAUGGACAAGUAUAUAAGGGUCGACACACCAAAACUGGGCAGUUGGCUGCCAUCAAGGUGAUGAGUGUGACAGAGGAUGAAGAGGAAGAAAUCAAAUUAGAAAUAAAUGUUUUGAAAAAGUAUUCUCACCAUCGUAACAUAGCAACGUACUAUGGCGCUUUUAUCAAGAAAAGUCCACCAGGAAAAGAUGACCAGCUGUGGCUUGUCAUGGAGUUCUGUGGGGCAGGCUCAGUUACUGAUCUGGUCAAAGCCACCAAAGGGAACUGUCUCAAAGAGGAGUGGAUUGCUUACAUAUGUAGGGAAAUAUUAAGGGGUUUGGCACAUUUGCAUGCCAACAAAGUCAUCCACCGAGAUAUUAAAGGUCAGAACGUGCUACUGACGGACAAUGCUGAGGUCAAACUAGUGGAUUUUGGCGUUAGUGCACAAUUAGACAAGACCAUAGGUAGAAGAAAUACAUUUAUAGGCACUCCAUAUUGGAUGGCCCCAGAAGUGAUCGCCUGCGAUGAAAACCCAGAUGCCACAUAUGACAACAGAAGUGACUUAUGGUCGUUAGGUAUAACUGCAAUAGAAAUGGCGGAGGGAAAACCUCCGCUCUGUGAUAUGCACCCAAUGAGAGCCUUGUUUCUUAUACCACGGAAUCCCCCACCCCGGCUUAAAUCUUCCAAAUGGUUUCAUAAAGAACUUAAUAGGUCUCCAAAAUUCCACAGUUUUGUUGAAGCCUGUCUCAUCAAGGACUACACGUCCAGACCGAACACAGAACAGCUGCUGAAGCACCAGUUUAUCAGGGACCAACCAACAGAGAGACAAGUCCGCAUACAGCUCAAGGAUCAUAUUGACCGGCACAAGAAGAACAAGAAACCUGAUGAUCACGAAACAGAUUAUGAGAUUUACGAAGGAAGUGAAAAUGAAGAAGAGGAUGAUUCGGCCUUGGCAGGAGAGCCCAGUUCAAUACUGCAAAUACCUGGAGAGUCCACCCUCAAGCGAAAUUUCCAACGUAUCCAGGAAGGGGAGGGACGUCGUCGCCAUGGUAAUCAAAAGCAGGCUUCGCCUCAUCAUCAAAAACACAAGUCACGCCCACAGUCCUCCCACCACCAGCAGCAACAACAACGACCCCAUUCUAGUCACCAGCAGCAAGCCCCACCACCACAGCAACAACAACAUCAGAAGGUGUCAAUGGAUCCAGGUGCUGCAAACCCUAAACAGUUUCCUCUACAAUCAAGAUUGAUAGUGUUACCAACACCCAAGAACCACCAUGGAGCAGAAGGAGCCCAUGGGGAGGCCAAGAACCAGGGGCUCCUUCGGGGAAUGGAAAGAAGAAAACCAGAGGAACUGGAUGUGUUAGCAGCUCAGCUAAACGACCUUGCCGCAGAGGGAGCACAGACGAAUGAUGCGGACGAUGAAGAUGGUGAAGAGGAAGAAGAAGAGAGCACUGUCACAAAAGACGGGACGUUAUUGGCGUCAGAACCAGCAAGACCUCUGCCAGAAGGAGGCUACAAUCAGGACACUCUGGAGACCUUAUCCUCUAUGGUUAUACAUGAAGAUGCUUCACCUCCGGAACUCCCACCACGUAUGAGUACUCAGUCCUCUCCCGCCUUGGUACAAACUAAAGACGAUGACGAUGAUAAAACCCUGGUCUUGCGGCGGAACAAACCUGACAAAGAUGGUGACCGGCAGAAAGAUCGGAGAGACGAGAGGGACUCGGGACGGAAUCUCAAUAAACCCCCUGUACAUAGAGUGGACUCUUCCCCUGGGGCUUUCGGUCAAUCCUCUUCCGCCAGGAGUAGCGGCGUGCUACCAGACCUGCUGCCGCCCCACACUCCACCACAGUCACGGUCACAACAACAACGACCCCAGGACAAAACCACAUCCGAAGAGUAUCGACAAGCUGUCAGUAAGACUCCCUCGAUGAGGCACCAGCGAUCGUUUUCGGCCUUUGGGUUUGGAGCGGCUGGAGGAGGCACGGUUACCAGCGUUAGCUCGAUGACGCCGUCAUCCAGACGGGGCUCUCAGAUCAACGUCAAUGUGACUCCGAUUCAGUCUGCGGAUUUGACUGGCGAUACUCCCGAAAUUAGGAAGUACAAGAAACGAUUUAACUCUGAUAUACUCUGUGCUUCACUCUGGGGUGUGAAUUUGCUAAUAGGCACAGAGAACGGGCUCAUGUUAUUGGACAGAAGUGGCCAAGGAAAAGUUUACACGUUGAUCUCGCGCCGGAGGUUCCAGCAGAUGGAGGUUCUAGAGGGACAGAACAUCCUGGUGACAAUAUCAGGGAAGAAGAACCGCAUGAGGGUGUACUAUUUGUCCUGGCUGAAGAACAAAAUUGUUAAGAUGGAAGCGAAUGAGAAAAAGAAUGGUUGGGUGAAUGUUGGAGAACUUACAGGCUGUGUUCAUUUUAAAAUUGUAAAAUAUGAAAGGAUCAAGUUCUUAGUGAUAGCCCUACAGGAUAGUGUAGAAAUCUAUGCCUGGGCCCCUAAACCCUACCACAAGUUUAUGGCUUUCAAGUCUUUUGGAGAUUUGAAGUAUAAGCCAUUGCUGGUUGACCUUACAGUGGAGGAAGGUCAGAGGUUAAAGGUCAUCUAUGGCUCCCAUUCCGGUUUUCAUGCCAUUGACCUGGACACAUCUCAAGUCUUUGAUUUGUACAUUCCCUCAAAUUCUCGUGGCCACAGUAACAUGACCACAUUACAAAGUGGCAGUGUGACCUUCUAUGUGAACCAGUCACAGGGUCCGAUUUCACCCCACACCAUUGUCAUCCUCCCAAACACAAAUGGCACUCAGUUACUGCUCUGCUAUGACAAUGAAGGUGUCUAUGUAGAUUCCAAUGGGAAGUUUACAAAGAAUGUGGUGUUACAGUGGGGAGAACUGCCAACCUCUGUCGCCUACAUCAGCACAGGACAGAUCAUGGGCUGGGGAAACAAAGCUAUUGAGAUCAGAGCAGCUGAGACUGGGCAUCUCGAUGGUGUCUUUAUGCAUAAAAAAGCACAAAAGCUGAAAUUUCUCUGUGAACGCAAUGAUAAGGUGUUUUUCUCGUCGGUGCGAUCUGGGUCAUCCUGCCAGAUCUACUUCAUGACGCUCAGCAAACCAGGACUAUCUAACUGGUGAUUGGGUGGUUAAAUCACCAGUGAGUGACAAGGAGCAGAUCUAGUCAUGUGAUUGGCCAGUAUGGUAGCGUUACCAUUGGGACAAGUGCUGCCAGUUGUACCAAGGGGAGGCAACUUUGUGUUUUCUGACAGCCACAUGAGGCACCAUUCCUUUGGGGUACUACCCAGGAUGAUGUCAACAGUUUUUGUGGUUCUCACUAUAGUACUUCAACCGGACAUUAUCCUGUGGGGAUAAAUUAAUCCUACAGGAUGCUUUAUCUCAUCUGAGGACUUAUGUCACAGGAUAAGGAGUAGGGUGUCUCGCAGGAUGCCAGUGCUAUGUUUACUCCCUGUCAAAUGGAUUACAAACAUCACCAGAAAGUGAUGUUCAGUUGAUAUAGAGUUCAUAUAUCUUUAACGGCAUAAAAUCUGUGAAGAGGGUAAAAGCGCUGAAUUACACUAAAACAUGUAAUUUUCUUCCUGUUUCGGACAUUGUGUAGAUGUGCCUCAUGGAAGCACCUGCAACCUUUCAUGCUUCCUGUGCGUAGCUGAUCUGCUUUUUAGGAGCACUUGUAUGUAAGCUACGCCUUUACAAGCCUGCAUGACUUUGUUAGCACCAUAUACAUCAAUGGCUCCUUGAAAGGCACCAAACUCCCUUAGUGAACUUGUAAUAAAGAUAAGAGUUAAGAUUUAAUCAAAAAAUGAAUAAUAUUGCUUAGUUAUGUGUAACUGAUGGACCAUUAACAUUAUGGUCAUUUGUUAAGGUUAUAUAUAAGUUAGCUUACCAUCAAGUUUUCAAGUGAUUUUACAUGUACAUGGUGAGUGGUAGAAAGAAUGGAGAGUGCCGUUAAGGGAGGCAACUGUAGAUGUUUUGUACAGGGUUAUGAUAGCGUGAAAAUGAAUUUGCAUUUGGAAUCAAACGACAACUUUCCUUUGUAAUAAGAAAUUAAAGCUCCCACUGCCUGUUAUAAUAAAGAGGUCUGGGAAUUUUUAUCUGUGUAAAAAAUUCAAAUGCGUAAUUAUGUGUUUAUUCAACUUGAAGUUUACAGUUUUUUUGCCCUCCAAGUAUUUCUGGUGCAUCUUUGCUUGUUUAAAUCAUUUGUUGCACUGUAGAAUCUACCAUUCAGAUUUAGCAAGCAGGAAAUUUGGUAUAAACAGUAAAUUGCUUCAUACUGCAGAAAGUAUCCAAAGGUUUCAAUGUACUAAAACCACUGUAAUUCUUCAACCUUUUCACAUGCUUGCAAGGCGUUUAUUCAAGCAUAUUCUGAAAGAAUUAUUCUGUGUACACUGAUAAAAUUAUACUUUUUGUGAAGCGCUGAAGCCGGCCAACCCAACUAGUGUGGUUUUGUCUCCACUAUCAUAUUGAAACGAUGCAUCAAGUGGCUCUUUCAUGUGCGAAAAAGUUGACGAAUUGGGAUACUUGCAUCUGAAUACUGAUCUGAAUUCUUGUAUUCUUCAUUUUGCAUAGUUUUUAUCGUUAUUUUGUUUAGCAAACCUGUGGUAGGAAAACAGGAUAAAACAAUGCCUUUUGGGGUGGGGUGGAAGGGCUGACAUUGGCUUAGAAGCAUUUAGAUAUGAAGUAACAUGUAUGUUCCAUUUAAAAUUGCUACUUGGAAAUUUGAUCAGGGGAGGCUACUCUUGUGAAACAUGCUAUGAGUACAUACUGUUUUUGAUGUCCAAGUGUUUCUCUUGCCAAAAGUUGUGAUGCUGAUUGAAAACCAGACAUUCUGAAAAUUAUGUUUUGAUAUUUUUCUGCUAGAACAUUAUCUUAACAUUUUGAAUUCUGGCCAUGUAUUCUCCAGGCAGUUUGACACUUCUAAGCCAUGUUUAGCCAUGUAUUUAGUUCGGAGCAAUCUUUUGCUUUUUUUUUUUUUUAAUUCAUGUGUAUUGGGAAGUGCUUAAAGGCUGUAGUAGAGAUUUGGCAAUAAUUCUGGAAACCAGUCAUUUUUAUACCACUUAAGAUUUUAACAGCAAGAGGAAGUGAAAAAUUUAUAAACAUUUAAAUUAUUAAUUAGGCACGUGCUUAUAAUUUAUGAUUUUUAACCUUCUUUACUGAGAUAUUGCAUACAGUUGAUUUGAUGUAAAGAUGUUUGGUGAAUUGUAAGGGCAGUUGCAAUAAAUUAGUCUACAAGUGGCAUAAUUGAUAGAAAGUUGACUUGACAUUUUGAACUUUGCACCUGUACCAUUUCAUUUUAUUUCCUUGAUACUGUAAAUUAUCCGUAUGUUGUGGUGGAAAUUUUCUGAUGCAUCAUUUUAGACUUUUACAGGAAAUAGGCAUCUUUUUCCUCAUCUUGUCAGAUGCUGAACUUGUCUUUCCAUUCAGAUUUCCAGGAAGACCGCAGUGUAUUUUUUGUUAGCUAUUGGCUGAUUGGAAAUGGACCAAUCACAGAAGAGUAAAUCAUUUCUAUUCUGACAUAGUCACUGCCUCUUUGUUAGCCAUUGGUUGUUUGGCUCUUGACUAUUCUUAGCACAUCCAAUCAUCUCUCCAGUCACAUUCUUGUUAUCCAAUCAGUUGUUAAUUAAUCACCACCAACACGACCAAUCAAAAAAGCAGAAAAUUUGCCGCAUACAAGAAUACAAUAAGAAGUGCAUGUGAUGUGUUGCUUGUCAUAAAUAAAAAAAGCUCCAGGAAAUAGUGUUAGAAGAUAGCAGAACUUCCCAGUGGUUAUGAACACAUUUCUAAUUUUUCUCUUUAUGUUUUUUUUUUUUGUUUAAAUCAUUAGACCUUCAGCUUCUCCAUCCAUUGCUGCAAAGGACAAAUCCUUAUGAAGCAUGCUGUUUACUUUAAGCUUGCAGUAACGCUUAUGUAUGCUUGUACUGUAACUCUCCUUUACACUGGUUAGUGUCCAAGUCUUCCUGCGAUUAAGUGAUAGAGAGUGUGAUCUGUGCCCUUCGUCGUUGUAGAAAACCCCGGGGUUAUCAUGAUUUUAGUGCAUUGUGUGUAGAGGGUAAGAACUGGUAACAGUUUCUGUAAAUACUUCACAAAAACACACAUUCUAUUUUAUCUGCGCCUUUUUAUUACCUGUACAGAAACACCUGUUCAUUCUACUGAUUGCCUCAUUUAAGAUGAUCUUAUAAAAUUGUUUGAAGAUUUUACCACCUGGAAACCAUAAGACCACAUUUCAGUUAUGGCACUAUGGUGACCUUGAAGUUCAGUUUACUCAUUACCAGAGGGAGUCCGCGAAAUGUGUAAGAUAUUUUGUUUUCCUGUACAGGGGAUUUUUUGUUCAAAGUGCUACUCUCAUCCUGUGAAACUGCAUGAUCAUUUGUCGUUUAAACAUCUUCAGCAUAAAGCAGGUCUUUCCCAAACCAUAUUUUCCCUUUUAUAUAACAUUUGGGAUUUACAUGAUAUACACAAAUAUAUUAUUAUAAUUAUUAUAAGCCAAUCAAAACCUAUGUUACAAGGAUAUCUAAAUACAUGUACAAACGAAUCUGAUGAUUGGAUAAUGUUGUCAGGCAUAUUCAUAAAGCAUGGGGAACAAAAACAGUCACAGACCAGACAGAGUCAACCCUGUUCUGUGUAAAGAAUGGAGAGGAUAGGGGAAUACUAGAGCUUUUCUAUCGCAUGUUUUUGUAUAGGGCAGUCCCAAUGUACAACUAACUUCCAGUGGUCAGUUCAAACAUAAGUACACUGUUUGUCUACCUUUAAUGUAUUUUUCAUUUUUUUUCUAUUUCUUUUUUAAAAUAUUUUUUCUAUAUAAUUUAUGUCUUUGUUGUAUAGCCUAAGUGGAUGUGCUUUCAUUUCACCCCCUCCCCAACCCAAUGCCCUCCCCAUCUCCCCUCUCUCCCCCAAAACGAGUGGCAGUGUACAAGUAUAUAUACCUGUAAUAAA
Molecule: messenger RNA, 7182 nt
Organism: Liolophura sinensis
Lineage: Eukaryota; Metazoa; Mollusca; Polyplacophora; Chitonida; Chitonidae
Product: misshapen-like kinase 1
Exons: 33
Coding region: 172-3372 (1066 amino acids)
Biological process (GO): protein phosphorylation
Cellular component (GO): cytosol
Molecular function (GO): ATP binding; protein kinase activity
Source: RefSeq, a predicted model, not a curated record